UCCGCUCGACAGAACGCAACGGCAUCAGUGACAUCUGUACGACAGCGAUGUGCGGUCCACGUCGCUCGUCUCCUCUCGGAGUGCGACGCCUUCUCGCGAGCGUUGGGCUGGCGCUCGCCACGACGUCAGUGGUGCGGUGUCUGCAGCUUACGGACGACUUGCAGAGGUUCGUGACAACGCUCGAGCGGUAUGCCAGGACGAGAAACGACAUCGUCUUCGUGCUCGACGAAUCCGGCAGCAUCGGCGAGGAUCACUUUCCGGCCGAAGUGGAAUUCACGCAGAUGACGGCGCGGUUACUGACGGUGUCGCCGGAUUUCUCCCGGAUCGCGGUGGUCACCUACAGCAGCAACUACAUGCUGCACUUCGACCACAUUUCCCAAGGCGGCAGCAGCAUGUGCGGCUUCCUAGGCGAGAUUGAGAAGAUCGGAUAUCGCGGAGGCAGCACCAAGACCAAGGAGGCGCUUGAGUACGCCGACCGCCUGCUGCAGGGCGGCCGUUCUGGAGUAAACAGAAUAAUCGUGCUGAUAUCAGAUGGGCAGGCUGACGCAAGCUCCAGACCACAGGGCAUUGCCCGAGAGUUGCAGCGAAAAGGUGUCGUUAUAUUUGCGGUUGGAGUCGCCAGCAUCAACCGUGCCGAGUUGGAGGAGGUGGCGACAUCCACCGCGCACAUCUACAUGCUGACAAGCUUUCCCUACAUCAAGGAAGUGAACUUGGACCUCCGCGAAGAUAUCCAGGAUAACCAGUGGGACUCCGUGGAUGCAUCCAAGUGCUUCGAUCAGUCCGGGAGCUGCGACGUGAACGCCAUCUGCGGCUGUGGUGCCCGAGGCGGAAGUUAUCGGUGCAUCUGCAAAGAGGGCUACGAAGGCACCGGGACGAGCGGCACAUGUCGACGUUGCCCACGAGGUAAAUACAAGAAGGAAAUUGGCUCUCUAAAUUGCAAGGAGUGUCCGGGUCACUCAACGACGUCUGACGAAGGCGCGAACAGCUUGGAUCAAUGCUUGUGCAUACCUGGCUAUGAGGGGAACCCCGGCAGCAGUGUACCCUGCAAACCCGUCAAGUGCGCCAAGCUUUCGGAUCCUCCUGGUGGAAGCACUCUGCCUCACCCAUGCGGAAACGAAUUCGGUAGCAAGUGCGACUUCAAGUGCAACGAAGGUUAUUGUCCUUAUUCAUGCAACAUGACUGAAGUCCUGGCCGGAAAAUUACCGUGGAACAGCAAAUCGGAGGUGCCACGUGUCUGCAGGGCGAAUAAGGCGUGGUCUGGAAGACAGUUCUUCUGUGACAAGGUACGCUGCCCAGCGCUCAACGCACCGCCCAAUGGCAACAUGAACUGCUCGAGCGACACGUUCGAGUUUGGCACAACGUGCGUGGUCUGGUGCUCCGUGGGUCACAAUCUGAUCGGCAACUCCAGCCUUACCUGUGCGACCAAUGGCAUGUGGAUUGGCCAGCUGCCAACGUGUCGAGUCGUCACGUGUCGGCCGCUCAAGAAGAACAAAAAGAUGCAUGUGAGCCCGUCUAGGUGCCAAAACGAGACAAUGCCUUACGGAUCGAUAUGCAAGUACACGUAAAAAGGCUGGCGACUAGUCGACCCAAUAAGAAAAACUGCAGUCGAUGGUUUCAGAAAGUGCUUGGAGAACGGCAAGUGGCAAGGUGCAAACCAGAAGAUAACAUGCCGAGAAGAAUCCCAGGCCCAACUUGGUGCGAAACGCGGAACCACCCGAGAUCAUGAACUGCCCUGGAGACAUACAAGUGAACAACGCACCUCACAGUCCAUUCUCGGAUCCUGUGACGUGGGAAGAACCCACCGCCAGGACAAUUCGGGAAUCGUUAGCGUGAAGCUAAUAUCUCCAGGUUACGCUAUGAAAUUACCAUGGGAAGCUCCUAUAGGAGAACAUGUUAUCCAAUACGUGGCCGUGGACGGCGAAAAACUGGAAUCGAAACCUUGCACCUUCAGGGUCACUGUACGAGAUGUCGAGCCACCAAGAAUAAUGAGCUGUCCCGAUGAUAUCAUCCUCUCCUCAGCGGCCAGAAAAGUGAAUAUCAUGUGGGAAAAACCUACUUUCACGGAUAACGGAGGAAAUGUGACAAUCACCUUCGACAGGCUACCUGGUCGUUUCACCUGGGGACCACCGAGUACCGUGAACUAUACUGCGCGUGAUGCGGCUGGAAACACAGCAUCUUGCACAUUCAAAGUCACCGUGAAACCCUACCCGUGUCCAUACCUACGUGCUCCUAGGAAUGGUUACGUGACGUGUGAUGCGGAUGACCAGCACUGUAGUGUCUCCUGCGAGGAUGGCUACAGCUUCCCCACCAAUCCAGAACCUCUGUACCGCUGCAAACAAAGGGCCAAUAAGAAUACCGCGGUAUGGGUUACUUUGAAAGGAAGAAAUGCAAAAUUACCCUCGCCGGACUGUGCAGCGUCGACUAGGAGCACCGAGGCAAACAUCACCGUCGGCGCCACAUACAAGACAAGUUCCUGCCAAAGAAGCGAAGCUGAAAUGAGAGCGUUGAAGGCUAAAUUCUUAGCGGUACUUAUGGAAAAAAUGGGCCAUAUACAAAAAUUGUGUGGGCGCAAUAGUAAGUGCACCGUGGAAAAUGUGUCCAUCAAAUGCGAGCACAAGAAUGCCUCGAACAGGAUAGCUGGUGCAAGCCAGCGCGUCAAGAGACAGCUUACAAAGAGGCAGGCCCAGAAGGGAGGCGAAGAUGGCGAGUUCGAACUCUUCUUCUCGUUCGACCUUCCGCUGGACACCGGCUUCAACACCACGGAACUGAUCGACAGUUGCGAGGACUGCAAGAACUCGAGCCUGGUCCCUCCGAGUGCAGCGGAGGAGACUGCAUUGACGCGGGUGGUGCAACAAGCUUUGAGCGAGGCAUUCAACGAAACAGUUGCCCAAACGUUUCCUGACGCCGCUCUUGUGGGAACCACACACUCGAUAAAGUCUGCCUGUGGUAGAGGACAGGUGCCCAACGGACUGCUGUGUGUGAAUUGCCCCGUUGGAACCUAUUACUACGAGAACAGCUGCAUGCCGUGCCCCAUUGGAACAUAUUCCGACAGGGAAGCCAGCGAAACCUGUGACCUCUGCCCGGACAACAAGACCACGCUGGAAGGAAGGGCUGCCUCAGCGUCCGAGUGCCUAGAUCUGUGUGCGCCUGGAACGUGGUCAACGACUGGAAAGGAGCCCUGCAUUGCGUGCGAUCCACACUCUUACCAGGACGAAGUAGGCCAGCGCUCGUGCAAGACGUGUCCCCGAGGCUUGUCGACGGGCUACUGGGGUGCCGGAUCAUCUUUCGAAUGCCAAGUGGUCUGCAAUCCCGGAAUGUACUCCCUGAACGGCCUGGCACCAUGCAAGCCUUGUCCCGUUGGCGAGUACCAGCCUGCAGCGAACCAGACUUCAUGCCUGAAGUGCCCCGGUGGACUUGGAACGCGUAAUGCUGGAACGGUGGACAAAUCUGACUGCGUGGCGAUCAGCUACUGCAACGAGCUGCAGCCAUGUGCCAACGGGUCGACGUGCGUGGACGAGGCGACUGGCUACAGGUGUGUGUGCCCCGAAGGCCUGCGUGGACCACGCUGCGAAGAGAAUUUGCCCGACUGCGAGCCCGACACAUGCCAUAACGGUGCCACGUGCGUCGACGGCGUCGGCACGUUCACUUGCUUGUGCCCUCCCGGCUACACUGGUACUAACUGCGAGACCAACAUCGACGAUUGCGCUUCAGGGCCCUGUCUCAACGGCGCCACCUGCAUUGACGGCAUUGGCAAGUUCGCUUGCAAGUGCGCCAAAGGUUUCACGGGCAAGCAGUGCGAAGCGACGUUCCACGACUGCGCAACGAGCCCGUGUCUCAACGGUGGCACGUGCUUCGAGAGCAUCACAGGCUUUCGAUGUUGCUGCCCGAGAGGUUUUCAAGGCAAGACAUGCGAGCUGGCGGAAGACGCGUGUUGGCCGAACCCUUGCCUGAACAACGGUUUGUGCACGAAGAGAGGAGACUCGUUCCAGUGCGCUUGCGUGCCGGGCUUCCAAGGCCGUCGCUGCGAGAGGAAGGUGGACAACUGCGCUUUGUCACCGUGCCAUAAUGGCGGCACAUGCGUCGACGGACUCGGCUCGUUCACGUGCCAGUGCCACGGACUCUACACGGGCCCCACUUGCACGGAAGUCCUGCCGUCGCAAUUCACACUGUACUUUCGGGAAGCCUCUGUUCUAAACUACGCAAUGGUUCCCGUCAGACGCUACUUGCGUGCCCUGACUCUUUCCUUCCACAUGAAGACGACCCAAACCAAGGAACGCGGCACGGUGUUCUCGUACGCAUUCGCCGACCCGCGUACCAGCAAAGUCCAGGACAAUGCCUUCACAGUCUCUGAUCCCAACAAGUUGCUUCUCUACGUGUACGGCGAGAGCUACGACACCAAGGUGGUUGCAAACGACGGCCAAUGGCACCACUGCGCGGUUACUUGGGAUAGUUCGGACGGUCAGUGGAUCUUCUACUGGGACGAGCAGGAGAAGGCCCGCAACUACAGAGCUGCCGGUGAGGUCGUGUUCCCUGGAGUACUUGUGGUGGGACAAGACCAAGAUGACUUGGGAGCAGCGUUUAGUGGCAUCGAGGCAUAUUCUGGGCACGUGGCCGAGCUAAACGUGUGGGACUACGCCAUGUCGGCAAGUGAAAUCAGGGAAAUCUCGCAAGCAUGUCGGAUAGCUGGAAAUGUCGUCUCCUGGCCCGAGCUGCGCCUCGCUGCCACGAAUGGCAUUGUGUCCGAUGGCGAUUGGGAGCUGUGCAAAGAUACCUACAGUGGUCAAGGCAAGAAGCAGGCAGUGUCGUGUCACAUCACAUCUGCCUCUCUUGAGGAGCGUGCAAGCUGUUCUCGUCGAGUGGAAUCCUGCAGCACGAGUCCAUGUAAAAACGGCCAGUCGUGUGUUAAAAGGAACGACGGAUCAGCUGAGUGCGUGUGCAAUGCAUCGUACGAAGGCAGAUUUUGCCAAUAUGACGUUGACGAGUGCUUGAUUGGGAGGCACAACUGCUCCCACGUGUGCGUCAACAUGCCGGGGUUCUAUAAGUGCUCAUGUCCAGACGGAAUGACGCUUAGCGACGACCGCGUCACGUGCGUGGACACAAGUUACUGCACCGAUGUGUUGUCAGCGUACCUGGUAAGUGCCUUACAGACGGAGACUCUUGGCAGCGAGGGUGUGAGGAUCUGCAAGUGUAACAAGGGAGCGGUGCAGUGCUCUCCUCUGAUUUGCCCUGCUUUGAAUUGUUCUGCUGGAAAAAUUAUGUCCAAGAACCCGUCUGAGUGCUGUGGGUCGUGUAUCAAAGAACCGCCGAAAUGCACCUUGCGACUGAACAACACUCUGGUCUCUUUCGAUGGUCUCUCUUUCCCUCUGAAUAAACAACACGAUUAUGUCCUGUUUCAAGACUGCUACAAUGGCAAAUUCUACGGUUACCUACAUCGCCACAGGAAAGAGGUAGCGGUUCGCGUCUACAUACACUGCCUCACCGCCACCUUGUUCACCAGUGGUCGGGCAAUGGUAGGCGACCGCCAAGUGCAGCUGCCGCACCAUGAGGACACCAUCAUGACCCUCGAAGCUGGCAGUGGAAGCGAAGCCUUGCAACUGCGCACCCAUCAUGGCUUGGUUGUUACGGUGCGGAAAGACGGUACCAUUGUGACGUCACUUCCGGACGGCUACACCGGUCAAGUGUGCGGCCUGUGCGGCAAUGCUAAUUUCGACGUCCGAGACGACCUCACCACCAAGCACCACCUCAGGGCCAAGGAUACAUCGGAGUUUCUUGCAAGUUGGAGUCUGUCUACUCCUGACGAACGACAGCAUGGCCACUUAAAGUGCCCAGAUAAACCACGAUAUGUCACUGUCAAAGUUACCGAGAUGUGCAGAAACAUGAGGGAUGACAAUGCUCCUGAUGACUGGAAAAAAGCCGCUUGGAAAGACAGGGGUAUAGCGGCCUGUUUCAAGGCUGUUCAGAAUCCACGGCCGUUCCUGAAAAUGUGCUUCCAGCACAUGUGCUCUUGCUUCGGGAGCGCCUACUGCUUUUGCGACGUUCAAGCUGCCGUAAAACUUGCCUGCGAGAAGCACAACGUCUCAUUGAGCCACCUUCCAGGAGAAGAUUGCGAAAAAAAAGAAACAGUGUGGGAAUGCUUGUGCUUACAUUUACGUAUUCAAGCUCUCGUCGCAGAAUCGGGCUGUCCACCGGGUAUGGAGUUCAACACUUGCGGCCCGGUCGUCACGCCGCGAUGUUCGCCACACAACAAGAUCCGCAUGGCGUGCAUGCCGGGCUGUUUCUGUCCCGGAGGCCAAGUCAUGCACAAAGGGAGAUGCAUAGAUAAGCACGAAUGCCCAGCAGACUCCAAGAGUCCGUUUAGAAGAAAUUGAUUGGCCAUCGCCACAGUAUCGAACCUGUUAUCAUCUUGUCAUCGUCACUGGUUCUUAUCUUUGCAACGCUAGCCUUUCCUUUCGAAAAAAGAGAUCUAACUGAAAUAAAAAAAAAACUGCCCUUUCAUUCUGUCCAUGUUACGUCUAUUUUAGUUUGAGUGGAGAUGAAUAAACUUUAUUUGUGAAACG
This is a messenger RNA of Rhipicephalus microplus (southern cattle tick), 6557 nucleotides long. Its product is annotated as sushi, von Willebrand factor type A, EGF and pentraxin domain-containing protein 1-like. The record is from RefSeq and is a predicted model, not a curated record. Gene Ontology annotation, biological process: Notch signaling pathway. Gene Ontology annotation, molecular function: calcium ion binding; Notch binding. Lineage: Eukaryota; Metazoa; Arthropoda; Arachnida; Ixodida; Ixodidae.